This is a messenger RNA of Misgurnus anguillicaudatus (oriental weatherfish), 6820 nucleotides long. It is a transcript of the gene adcy1a, whose product is annotated as adenylate cyclase 1a. Gene Ontology annotation, biological process: adenylate cyclase-activating G protein-coupled receptor signaling pathway; cAMP biosynthetic process; intracellular signal transduction. Gene Ontology annotation, molecular function: adenylate cyclase activity. Gene Ontology annotation, cellular component: plasma membrane. The record is from RefSeq and is a predicted model, not a curated record. Lineage: Eukaryota; Metazoa; Chordata; Actinopteri; Cypriniformes; Cobitidae.
CUGUAAUCCGCAACACCUGCUCCGCGCGCGGGAUCGGUAACGGCACUCGGUGCGCGCUCAAGCGGCACUCCAAACAAAGGCUCGCGCUGGAAUUAAAGCGCUUAAUUAAAAGGCCACUGACGCGCGCCUCUCAUCUGUAUGCUAUUUAUAACCGCGCAUCAGCUCGGUGGGGAGAAUCUCCCGGGUUAUUUCUGUUUUAUUCAUCUCACAUCAAGUGUCACAUACGCGCGUCAAAAGUAAAGCAUCGUUUUCUCGUUUAAUAAACAGUAUCAGCAUGCGGCGAGUGUCCUAUACAGUAUGUGUGCCGUUUCUUUCCAUUUAAGACGCGCCCCCGUCAGUGCCGUGCUGUCUUGUCUUAUCUUUUUUGAGGUCUGCGAGACGUGCCUGGUUUCUCAAUCUCGGGUUGAUAUUGCGCAGGCGUGAUCCGGACGCGGUGCUGAGAUGCAGCUGUGGGAUGCGGAGAGGGGAGUCCCGACUCUGCGUUGUCGAUGUUAACCUCUUUCUGGGGCCGAACAAACGCCGCCGCUACGGGUGGUCUGUUCCCUGGAGACCGCCUUGAGAAGGGAGGAGAAAGAGAGAGCGAGAGAGAGAAAAGAGGAGGCGGGUGCCGUCUACGCUUUUUCCCAUCACCGCGCUGCACACAACAGUCACCAACCUGUGGAUGGUGGCGCGCGCUGCGGAUUAGACACGGUCUAGCGCUGGGAUCGUUUGGCACGAGCUCGUCUCGGGGAUCGCAAACUGUCUGCUUCCAAGUGCUGGACAUGCGGUAUUUGUAAAGAGUACGCGCUCGGCUCUGGCUGUAUGAAUGGCCCCGUUAUGGAGGAAGUUGCGUUUCCCCGAGUCCGCGCACGGCGGAGGAAAACUCGCUGCCUGCCCGCCACGUGCGAGGACGAGUUUGACUGCAAGGAGCUCGAGACUCUCUUUCAUAAGUACAACCUGAAGCUCGAGCAGACCGCCACGCUCAAAGCGCUGGCCAUUCUCAUCCUCGCCGCGUCGGCGCUGGCGCUGGUGGAGCUCCUGUCUGCCGGCUCGCGCUUCACCGUGUCCAAGGGCUCGCACCCGGUCCACUGCGUCAUCUUCACCUCACUAUUCAUCGUCACCAACGUCAAAUAUCUACAGGUCACGCAGCUGCAACAGAUCGCGCGGCUCACGCUGCUCUUCAGCUUCACCUUCGCGCUUCUCUGUUGCCCGUUUCCACUCGUUGUGGGUCACAGCGCGCCUCAAGGGACGCAGGGUGCGCAGGGGCCUGAUGCGCGAAGCGCAACACCUGAGCAAGGUGUUUGGCAGCUGAUGCUCGUUACGUUCGUUGCAUACUCUCUGCUACCGGUAAGGACGCUCUUGGCUGUUUUGUUUGGCAUCCUGGUGGCUGCGUCCCAUUUCAUCGUGACGGCAACGUCGGUAACGGCCCAUAAACCCCUCAUGUGGACACCACUGGUAGCGAAUGCGGUGCUGCUGGUUGGUGUGAAUCUGUCGGGCGUGUUUGUGCGAGUCCUCACUGAGCGCGCCCAGAGGAAGACCUUUCUACAGGCCAGGAACUGCAUCCAACAGCGCCUGCAACUAGAGGAUGAAAACGAAAAACAGGAACGCCUUCUAAUGAGCCUGCUGCCCAGAAAUGUUGCCAUGGAGAUGAAGGAGGACUUCCUAAAGCCACCAGAAAGAAUCUUCCACAAGAUAUACAUACAACGGCAUGACAAUGUCAGCAUCUUGUUUGCAGACAUUGUUGGAUUUACCAGUCUGGCCUCACAAUGCACCGCUCAGGAGCUGGUUAAACUGCUGAACGAGCUCUUCGGAAAAUUUGAUGAGCUUGCUACAGAAAACCACUGUAGGAGGAUUAAGAUCUUGGGAGACUGUUAUUAUUGCGUGUCAGGCCUGACCCAGCCUAAAGCAGACCACGCUCACUGCUGUGUGGAGAUGGGUUUAGACAUGAUCGACACCAUCACGUCUGUUGCGGAGGCAACUGAAGUGGACCUAAACAUGCGCGUGGGUUUGCACACGGGCCGUGUGCUGUGCGGGGUCCUCGGUCUGCGCAAGUGGCAGUACGAUGUUUGGUCUAAUGAUGUCACACUGGCCAACAUGAUGGAGGCAGGAGGUCUGCCCGGGAAGGUUCAUAUCACCAAGGCAACGCUUGAAUGUCUGAAUGGAGAUUAUGAGGUGGAGCCGGGCUUUGGCCACGAGAGACACGCUUUCCUCAGCAAACAUGCCAUUGAGACUUAUUUCAUCGUGCCCUCACACAGACGCAAGAUUUUUCCAGGGCUAAUCCUCUCGGACAUAAAGCCGGCGAAAAGGAUGAAGUUUAAAACUGUGUGUUACCUGCUGGUGCAGCUCAUGCACUGCAGAAAGAUGUUCAAGGCAGAGAUCCCAUUCUCCAAUGUCAUGACCUGCGAGGACGACGAUAAGAGACGAGCAUUGAGAACAGCUUCAGAGAAGCUCCGCAGUCGGACCUCGUUUUCGGCAGGCGUGGUGCAGAACUCACCAGGAUCCAGAGUGAACCGUUACAUCGGCCGUCUUAUAGAAGCCCGUCAGACAGAAUCAGAGACGGCGGACCUCAACUUCAUUACCCUCACGUACAGGAGCAGAGUGAGAGAGCAAAGAUAUCAGCAAGUGUAUGAUGAUGCCUUUAUCAGCGCUGUGGUUAUCUCUCUCGUCCUCACUUCAUUUUUCGCAGUUGUCUAUUUUCUCAUCAUUCCACAAGGUCUUCUGGUUGUGAUUCUGCUGGUUUUGUGUUUGUGUUUUCACAUGGCAAGUGUGAUGUACCUUCACAUCACUCAUGUGCAGUGCUCUCCAGACUGUCUGACCCUGCAGAUCAGAACGGUUCUGUGUGGGUUUUUGGUGCUUCUCAUGUACUCCGUGACCCAGGGAUGUGUGGCGGGAUGUGUGCCGUGGUCACUGGACAGGAAUUCCAGCGUCUCCAUGGUGACAGUAAUCAAAGUGAACGGGACCACCGUGGGCUCCAGCGUGUGUAAAUACACUCCGUAUGUAUUUUUAUCAUGUGUGAUGGCGUCGCUGUCUGUGGCCCUCUACCUACGUGUGUCAUCACUACCCAAGAUCCUCCUGCUUCUCCUUCUCAACAUCCUACACACUGUCGUCAUGGAGACCAGCAGCUAUCGACAGGCCAUAGGCGGAGGAUUCUUCCACACACACGGCUACGACCCGGUUCUGGCAAUGCUGUUGUUUUCUGGAGCUCUGGUGCUCCAUUGCAGACAGCUGGAUCUUAAACUUAGACUGGACUACCUCUGGGCUACUCAGGCUGAAGAGGAGAGAGAUGACAUGGAGAGGGUGAAGUUGGACAAUAAGAGGAUUUUGUUCAACCUUCUGCCUGCUCAUGUAGCUCAACACUUCCUGCAGUCUAACCCACGCAACAUGGAUCUGUAUUAUCAGUCUUACUCUCAGGUGGGCGUCCUGUUCGCCUCCAUCCCGAACUUUAAUGACUUCUACAUUGAACUGGAUGGAAACAACAUGGGUGUGGAAUGCCUCAGGCUGCUCAACGAAAUCAUCGCCGACUUUGAUGCGCUGAUGGAUAAGGAAUGUUACAGAGACAUUGAGAAGAUCAAAACUAUCGGCAGCACUUACAUGGCUGCAGUAGGACUCGUUCCAGCUACAGAAUCCAAGGUAAAGAAGUCCAUCUUGGCACACCUGUCCACAGUGGCUGAUUUCGCCAUCGAAAUGUUUGAUGUUUUGGAUGCGAUCAAUUACCAGUCGUACAAUGAUUUCGUUCUUCGUGUCGGUAUUAAUGUGGGUCCAGUGGUUGCUGGAGUGAUUGGAGCUCGCAGACCUCAGUACGACAUCUGGGGAAACACAGUGAAUGUUGCAAGCAGAAUGGACAGCACUGGAGUUCAGGGCAAGAUACAGGUGACAGAGGAUGUCUUCCGUCUACUCAGCGGUCAUUAUCACUUCCAGUGUCGUGGGCAGGUCAGCGUAAAGGGCAAAGGUCAGAUGCUCACCUAUUUUCUGGAGGGCCGAGACUCGCCAAGCACACAGCUCACGCAAGCCCAGCGCCUGGAGGCCGGGUCGAGCCCCUGCAUCCGGACCAAGCUGGGAUCCGCGCCCACUGUCAGCACUUACGGGGUUAAAAGUCAAACCCUGGGGCACGUUGGCACAACUUCAAACAACAGCAUUCUUUAUCUGCCCUCCGUAUCUGUCGACGUGGAGAUGGAGGUGUGAUCGCCACGGAGAUAAGUUUUAUGCUUACCGAUACAUUAGUAAAUCAGAGGCACAGAGAGGGAUUGAAUCAAGGAAGAUUAUGGAAAAAUAGGAAUUUGGAGGAGUCUUGGAUUCAAAAGAGGAGAAAGAGGAUGAGGUCUCUGUCUUUGCACUGGUAAAGUAAGGAGAGAAAAAACUAAAAUGUGCCAUAAAGAGACCCCCACGCAAGUACAAUAUAAGCAUGUAUGUAUUCUGUGUGCGCAUGUAUGCGUUUCAAUGAGUCUUCCCCAGACCAAUAGGAUAUCAGGGUCUCCAACACCGGAGCAUGCGCAUCCACUGCGAGGCAGCUUCACACCAGCCGAGGAGACACAUAGCGUAUUUAUGAGUGUGUGAUAUCUUGCAUCUGAAAAUGUCAAGCGAUGCCACGGCAAUGAAUAUUUUACACACGUGUGCAGUGACGACCAAACAUGUAGAUUUCAAACAGCGCUGUAUUUUGUACGAGAGUUUGCAUUUUGCGAGUCAGAGCAGAUGUUUAUGAGAUCAAGAAACGGUAAACAUUAGCACAUUAGAACGUUGGGUUGGGUUUUACGAAAAACAAAACAAAUUCCUCAUAUUGAGAUUUCUUUUGAAUAAAUUGUUUACAUUGUUUCCAAAACCGUACAAAAAUGGAAGCUCUUCGACUUUAUUUGGCAUUCAUCUGCGGUUGAUGCCGUCCAUGAGAGAGAUUGCCAAAAAUACUAAACAUUUACACCAGACUGAAUCCGAGACCUAAACGGUUUAUUAUUAAAGAAAAACACGGUCUGUUUUUGUAAUCAUUUACAGAAAGUCAGUAAAGUCUGUGACGUGAGUAAAUGUUUAUCUAUGCGUGGGUCGAAUCAGCAAAGUUUUCCUGUAGAUGAUGUGUGUACGCACUGGUGCUCGGAGAAAACAUCUGUAUUCACUUGCCACUGCCCUUUGACUUCCGGGGUAUCCUAUUCACUAAUAAUAACAUGAUGAAUAAUAAACCUACACAAAAUAAUCUUACAUUACAGGGUUUAAUAAACUGUCAGGAAUGCAAAAUAUUGAUAGAAACAAAGCCAGCACAAUCAUAAAGCUGAGUGACAGGAUUUCAAUAUUAAAGUUAAAUAAAAAAUAACUGGCUUCCGGUAUGUGAUAAAAUUCCUGGAUAAGGAACCAAUAGCUGGGAAUUGUUCUCUCUUCCAAAUAUUUUGUCAGUGGUUUCUCUGAGUUUCUAAGUGGCGCUUAGCUUUCCAAAUCUCCUAUUAACGGAAACAUCUCUCGCUGGGCAUGCAACGAUCUUUAACACGCAAAUUGAACAUGCAUGAUAUUUUAGUGCUGGGUGUGUCAUGUGCGAUGUAGGUCUUAGGUUCGGCUGUCUGAACAUCUGGAUUAUUUCGGAGCAUGCAAAUGUCUCAUAUAGCUCGAACCCUCAUUUUGGAUUUCAUACGAAUAAAAUAAUAUAAGUUUUACUUUUUUAAUUCACUUUGUGUGCUAUUACUGUAUCUUUAAUAGAUUUCCCAUGAUGCCUAUAUAGGGAACAAAGUUUGGCUUUCAAGCAUGCCGUUCUGCAUGUCCCUUUCAGCAUGCCGUGAUUCUGUCAUGUCCGCUCUAUUUAAUAACUGAUUUGUGUUUCUGAUGCAUGCAUGCCUGCCGCAAAAACAGAAUCAAGGGUGAAAGUGUCGAAGAAAUGUUGCAAAACAUGCUUUAGUAGCACUGCAUGAGCCCGGAACAUAAUGGCCUUGACGUAACCGAGCAUCAUUUUUGAAUCGUUAUCUUUACUGAUGGCUUAUACGCUUACCUGUUCCAUGCACAGUGCUGUGAGACAAUAGGGAAAAGCUUUUUGGGAGUUUUGUAGCAUUGGCGCCUUUGUCAAGCUCUUAAAGUGACUGCCUUUUUAUCCAGGGUCUGAUAGAGAACGUCUAUUUAAAUACGUGCCAACACAUGGUUACCAACAUAUCAAACUGUAUUCUUUUAUAGGACAACUUUUGUGUGCACUCGGUUUACUUUCAAACUUCCCAAUUAUUGACAAACGGGCUACCCCAUUUUCUUUUAAAUACGUUUAUUUAUUUAUUUUUUUACUUUUAUUUAACCAGGAAAAUAAAUGCAUAUUCAGUAUUCAGGAAUGCUCUGUUAAGCUUCAUUUACAACAUAAACAAAAUGAUAAAGGUUUGACACAUUUAUGUAAACUGAGAAAUUGCUCAUCUGUAUUUAGUUUUUUAUUUUGAUAAUUAUGAAUGCCAAAUGCCAAACCGCUUAUUGCAUCACUGAAUAUUUUUAGUUUUAUGAUCCAACAAAUGUAGCCAAAACAGCUAAAUGGUUCUCUUUGAUAUGGCUUAAUAUGAUCUAUUUUGACUACGGUGGCCUAACUUACUGCUGUUAUGAACAUUUAAUGAUGUAUUGACUUUAAUAAUGCAUAAAGUGUGCACAGUAAAAUCCUAGAAUAGAUUUUCAUGUCGAUUAGAUAUUUUCAUAUUUGAUACGGGUCAAAAUUAUUGUACGUAUUAAAUAUAUUGUAGAGUAAACGAAAAGAGUAUUUUAUUGAUGAUUUGUAAUAUUCGUGCUAUUUUUGGGGUUGCAAUGUAUUUAUUGCGAUGGUUCUAUAUGUGAAUGUAAAUUUCAUAUUGAGAUCUUUUAUACUCGUGUUUGCACUGUUCGAGAAUAAAAUAACAAUGAGAGAUGA